CGAUGCAAAUAUUAGUAAUGUCCACUUUUUUUUUUUUGGUCUUCAAUCUUUGUUUCUGAAAUUUAAAGGGAAAAAAAAACCUACCUUUAAUCUUGAAAACAAAAGGAUACGGCCAUUCAUAGCUUAGAACUCUUUCAUUUGCAAGCCUCUGGAAUUGCUAUCAUCGCUGGACUAAUUCACAACUUUUGGAAAAUCACAAGGGAAAAAAGUCAUUAACAAUGUUUGGAGUAGUGUUCCCAAAUCGAAGCUUCCCUAUGGAUAUCUCCACCUUUGCUCAAAUAGACCCCACCCAUUGGGUCCUUGACAUGAACACCUUUGUUGGGGAAGCGUAUGAUUCGAUUCGUGAAGUCUGCAUAUUCCUCCUCAACAACUUCACGCUGCCACCAGACAAGGCCCUCGCUGUGUAUAUCCAAUCCCCUGGCUCACCUUUCCUCUUUUGUGGUGCAGUCACACUGACUCGACCCUCUGCUGUGCUGUCGCUUCCUUGGCCAGAGCCCGGUGGGCAACUGCAGCUCACUGCUGAUGCAACUCCAAUCUCUGCCAAGAUAGGUAUUUCAGUUGAGGAUCUUGCAACACUUCCCUCCCUUGAUGUGGCUGCAGGGCAGAAAAUUGAGAGGUUGGCACUGAAAGUUGGCGAGAAUUUAUUCAAUUUUAUGCAGUCAUUUUGUGGAGUGGAUGGCAGUAAGCUGGUGGUGCCUAUGGAUAUAUUGGAUCGCUGGUUCAAGAAAUUCCAAGAACGUGCAAAGCGAGAUCCAGAAUAUUUGAAGGGCUUCGCUUUAUAGUUGGGAUGGCUGGUAAGGACAUCUUCAUGUAUGAAGGUUCCUCUGUUUUCUCUUUGGAGGAUUGUGAUGAGAAUAUAAUGAGUUAAUUGUUGUAGGAUUGUGGUAUGCCAUUGUUCAGUAUUUGGUUAAAAGUUUGGGCGACAACCUUUGACUAAUGUUGAUCAUUAGAAAUGAAUUACAAUCUUAUCAUUUCAGUUCCAGUAGAAGGGUGUAAACUCAGCUUUUCUCGUCUUUGUUGUGCUAAUUAUGUUCAGAGAUUUGUGUUCAAAAGGAAUAUCUAUUUAGAAAAACCCCAUUUCUGGUAA
Molecule: messenger RNA, 1087 nt
Organism: Solanum lycopersicum (tomato)
Lineage: Eukaryota; Viridiplantae; Streptophyta; Magnoliopsida; Solanales; Solanaceae
Product: protein OPI10 homolog
Biological process (GO): protein import into nucleus
Cellular component (GO): cytosol; nucleus
Molecular function (GO): nuclear import signal receptor activity
Source: RefSeq, a predicted model, not a curated record